AUGAUGAGCAGCAGUAAACGUAAAUAUUUCGCUAUAAAAGAUGAUUUAUCAUCAUCAUCAUCAUUAUCAACAAAAAAACGUUUAUUACAACUUGUACCAUACAAAAUAAAAUCAACAUUUAUUUCUCAAUCGAAUAUUUGUUAUCUUAAUCAAUUACCAGUUGAAAUGCGUGAUUUAAUUUUCUUAAAAUUAUCUCCAUAUGAUCUUCAUCAAUUAGCUUGUACGAGUAAUGAAUAUUUUUCUAUUAUUUUAAAUUUUCUUCGAUCAUCAAUGGGUACUCGUUAUAUUAAAACUGUAUUAGAAAUAUCACCGAAUCAACGACGAUCAGGAGCUUGGGAAAGACUCGGUCGAUUGUAUGGAUUAAUGACAAGUCUAGUACCAGUUGCGCGUCGUAUUCAAAUUAUUAAAGAAUUACUUUUUACAAAGCUAAAUCUAACGAGUGAUGGUUCAAAUACUGAAGAUUUAUGUCAUAUUGGUCGAUUUUUUGGUGAAGCAACAAAACAUUGGUCUGAACGAGAAAUUUCGUGGGCAUUUUCUCAAUUCGAUUCUUAUUUACAAUUAAAGAAAAAGAUUGAUCGAUUUUAUUCAUGUGAACAUGUUGGAAUUGAAACACGACUUGAACAAACAAUUCGUUCUUGUUUUCGUUUGGUUUAUUUUGAUUUUAUUCGACUUCAUGCACAUCGUGGUUGUUUAUUAAAUGUUAUUCUUUAUAAACAACCUAUUUGGUUUCAAGCUCGACUUAUUUAUUUAUUAUUUGGACCAGUAUCAUCAGAUAAAAUUGAUUGGGAAAAAUUUUCUCGUGAUCGAACAAAUUUUUUUAUUCAUCCAAAUGUUGAUGAAGAACAAGCAUAUUUUGAUUUAAGUCGAGCUUUUAAUGUACUUAAUCGAUCAGUACAUGCUCAAAAAGCAUGGAAUAGUAAUAGUAAAUUAGCUUUAUUAAAUGAACUUAUUGCACAACCAAUUCCAUGGAAAUCCGAAUAUGUUGCUGAAUUAUUAUUUUAUUGUGGUAGAGAAUUAUUAACUAAUGUAUUGAUUGCUUUUGCUAUGAAAAAUUAUCAUAAAGAAUAUGCUCAAUUAAUUCAUUCCUUAUGUAUUGUUGCUCGUCAACGUAAGUCAUAUUAUGAAAUUAUUCAAUUAGCUAUUGAAGAUUCAUUUGAACGUUGUACACUUAUUGCUCAAAGAAAUUCAAUAGUUAUUCAUUUGCAAAAUGCAUUUCGUUGUGUAACAAGAAAUGUUAUUGCUGUACUUGCUUCAUCAACAAUAACAAUUACAGAUCAAUUACAUUAUUUACAACAACUUGAAGCAUUAGAUGCACAAAAAGCAUCAUUGAUUUCAUAUCUUUUAACAAAUCAAUUCGAUCAAAUCGAAUAA
This is a messenger RNA of Adineta steineri, 1371 nucleotides long. NCBI's taxonomy places the organism in Eukaryota, Metazoa, Rotifera, Eurotatoria, Adinetida, Adinetidae. The record is from the annotation of a GenBank genome assembly.